UGUCCCAUGGAGCUGCUGUUCGGGCGCAGGCGCUCCCCGGAGGAGCUGCUCCGGCAGAACCAGCGCGCCCUGGCCCGCGCCGUGCGGGAGCUGGAGCGGGAGCGGCAGAAGCUCGAGGCGCAGGAGAAGAAAAUCAUCAUGGACAUCAAGAAAAUGGCCAAGCAGGGCCAGAUGGACGCGGUGCGGGUGCUGGCCAAGGACCUGGUGCGCACGCGGCGCUACGAGCGCAAGUUCAUCGCCAUGCGGGCCAACGUGCAGGGGGUGGCGCUGCGGGUGCAGACGCUGCGGUCACACAGCGCCAUGGCCACCGCCAUGAGGGGGGUGACACGGGCCAUGGCCACCAUGAACCGACAGCUGAAGCUGCCGCAGAUCCAGCGCAUCCUGCAGGAGUUCCAGAAGCAGUCGGAGCUCAUGGACAUGAAGGAGGAGCUGAUGAACGACGCCAUCGACGACGCCCUCGGGGACGAGGACGACGAGGACGAGAGUGACGCCGUGGUGUCGCAGGUUCUGGACGAGCUGGGGCUGAACCUGACCGAGGAGCUGGCCACGCUGCCGGCGCCGGGCGGUUCCCUGGCGGCGGGGGAGGGGCGCGGGGGGGCCGAGGCGGCCGCGGCCGCUUUGGCCGACGCCGACGCCGACCUGGAGGAGCGGCUGAAGAACCUGCGCAGGGACUGA
Melozone crissalis (California towhee) is the source of this 675-nucleotide messenger RNA. RefSeq names its product charged multivesicular body protein 2A (gene CHMP2A). Gene Ontology annotation, cellular component: ESCRT III complex; multivesicular body. The record is from RefSeq and is a predicted model, not a curated record. Lineage: Eukaryota; Metazoa; Chordata; Aves; Passeriformes; Passerellidae. Gene Ontology annotation, biological process: endosome transport via multivesicular body sorting pathway; protein transport; late endosome to vacuole transport.